This is a messenger RNA of Dermacentor andersoni, 3512 nucleotides long. RefSeq names its product tetratricopeptide repeat protein 8 (gene BBS8). Gene Ontology annotation, molecular function: protein binding. The record is from RefSeq and is a predicted model, not a curated record. Gene Ontology annotation, biological process: non-motile cilium assembly. Gene Ontology annotation, cellular component: ciliary basal body; BBSome; non-motile cilium. Lineage: Eukaryota; Metazoa; Arthropoda; Arachnida; Ixodida; Ixodidae.
ACACACACACGCACCCGAACACCUUCCGCGGCACGUCGUGCGAGCAGACGAGCGCUGCAGGCCAAAUGACGGACAACUCGGGGACGGCGGCGGACCUGGAGCCCGUGCAGCAGGCGCUCAGCCUGUAUAGGCGGCGCCACUUCACCGAGUGCGCCGAGCUGUGCGAGCGCCACGCGUCCAAGCAGCUCCAGUGGCUCGGCAUGCUGGCCCUGACGCAGCACGCGUGGCUGGACGAGCUCGAGCUCGAGGGGCUGCAGUCUCUCGCCGAGGAGCUGCUCGACGAUCAGGCGACGGCGCAGACGGGCCGCCCGGGCACCUCCCUGCGGGCCCCUCCCCCUCCGACCGGUGGGGGCCGCCCAAUGACCCGCGAGGGUCGCCCGUUGACUGGAAUACGGCGACGACCCCAGACCCGCACCGCGGCCACGCGGCACGGCGUCGAGAGGGCGCUCACCACAGCCGCAGGAAGAACGGCCCGGCCGACGACUGCGGCACCCGCAAUGGUGCAAGAGUUAGCAGAGUUCGGUCGACUGGGCGCGGCCUCUUCGGGCUGGCCGGACAAGCCGUGGCUCUCCAAGCCGCUCUUCCGCUUCCUGUACCACCAACGAGGUGACGUCAGACAGGCGUUUGAGCUGGCGGGCCAGGAGCGGGCGACCGACUGCUGCGGAUGGUGGUCGCUGCAGCGCGGCCGCUGUCUGCUCAGGCUGGGAAUGCUGCGAGAGGCAGAGCACCAGUUCCGAAAGGCGGCGGAGGCCGGCGACCCUCAGCCCAGGGCGUUCCUGUGGCUCGCCAGGGUGCAGCUGCAGAUGGAUCAGCCGCUGGCCGCCGUGGAGGCGUACAGGCGCGGCUUGGACAAAUUCCCCAACGAGGCCGCCCUCGUGGCGCCCAUGGCGCGCGUCUACGAGGGCCUGCACGACCUGCAGCGCUCGGCCAAGUUGUACCGGGAGCUGCUGUCGCAAGACGCAGUGCACGUGGAGGCCAUCGCUUGCGUCGCCACGCACCACUUCUACGCCGACCAGCCGGAGAUGGCGCUCAGGUUCUACAGACGCCUGCUGCAGCUGGGCAUGCCGACGGCCGAGCUGUACAACAACCUGGCGCUGUGCUGCUUCUACGCGCAGCAAUACGACAUGGCGCUCACGUGCUUCGACCGGGCGCUGGCCCUGGCCGAGGACCAGCUGCUCGCCGACGUCUGGUACAACCUGGGGCUCGUCGCACUGUGGCACCUCAACAACAAGUUAGUAACCCGAAAUGCAUGAAGCAUGUAGCGAGAAAGUGGUGCAGUCCUGGUGGCGAGCUAUGAUGUCUCGUGCUAGCUGCGGCAGUCAAUGGCAAGCAAGAGCAGAGCACAUGCUGUAAGUGAAUCCCCUUUGCAAACUUUCGCAAAAGAUAUGCAAAUAGUUGCUACGACUGUGUUAUCAAAAGUCCUUGAUUCUUGUUACUGUGGGGACUGAAAGACAGAGUCAAUGCCGUCGCCGCAAUUAGAUUUGUUCAGUUUUGAUAACACAGCUAAAAUACAUCGUUGUCAACAAAAAAUAUGUCUCAAUACAUGGUUCUGCAUCCACUGGCUAAAUACAGUUGCCGACCGUUUAUUCGGACCUCACGGGGACUGCGGAAAUGUCCGAAUAAACAGGUGUCCGAAAAAGCAGAUUAAGAAAAAAAAAGAAAGAAAGAAAUCCUUUAUUUCCCCACCCUUAUUCGGGCUCGGCAGUAGGCUUGAAGAAAUCGUGAAUGCGCCGUUGUAUUCUGUUCUGUUUACGCGCAAUCAGAUAAGCCUGAAUCUCGGAGAGGGUCGUACGAUCACUAUAGGCGGCUGAAAGCACAGUGACUGCUUGUACUAGCUCCGCAUGCGACGGCAGUGUAGUACAUGGUGCGUCAUCUUCCGACUCGGAGUCAUCGUCCGGCAGUGCAGCAGAAACCUGACAAAUGAUCUCACCGUCAUCGAGUUCUGCGCAUAUCAGUACAGCAUGUCAGCACCUGUGAAACUGACAAAUGAGACAGUGUCCGGAAUCGCAAUGCAACCACUGCGCAGGUCCCCGCAGAACAUUUUCGGCGUCAGCAGGGAGCACAUCGAAAGGCGACAAAUCCGAGGCUUGCCGGCAUGCCCUAGCGCAGUCUGCGCCAUUAGACACUUAACGCGAUGUUUCCGUGUGCCGCGUUGGAUCACCGGAACCUCAACAUAGCACACAAAGCAAACACCACCAUGCUGACACCAGUCGCACAAACGAAAAACGUGGCCUACUCGCAGCGGCGUGCGCGAAGAAACAAAUCAGCUGCUGGAUUGUCUUGAUAUGGCUUACUAAGCUGAAACCGGAACUGCUGUAGAGCCACUCUAUCGAAUCAGGCAGAAACGAUGAUGAUGAGCAGGGAUUUGCAGUAGCGCCACUUCGUGGGGCAGCAAGGAGGCUCCGUUGAAAACAAAAAUGGCGUUCAGCAAGUUGAAGCAUGCACCGGUCAGAGUCGGUGCAUGGUCGGUGCAUGAACUUUCAGCAGUUGUUAUACAUUAUGGUCUAUGGGGAGAAUGGCGGUGCCGCGAAGCAGACCGUAUAAUCGAGCAUGUCCAAAUUUUUGGGGUCCGGAAUACCAGUCGGUGACUGUAUGCGAACCUUUAAAGCUGCGGCACUGAAGCUGUGGACAGAAAAGUUAACUGCAUGGAGAACUGCUGUGAUGCUCUUUGCCAGAAUACACACCAGAAUGGUAGGAUGCACGUUAGCUAACAAGUGAGCUUGGAACUUAACCUCCUCUAACAUUACAUGACCUAGCUACUGGUGCAGCUGUCACAGAGGGCACCUUGACUAGAGAAUACCACAGCACCAACAGUUCUUAGCAGAUGGAGUCUCAGCGAAAAUGAGUCAUUAUGAGGCUUUGCUCAUUGCAUGCGAGUGUUGCAGUUGCUUGUCAUCAUCUGCUACAACUAUAUACCAUACACAGAGUACAUUACUAUACAUGGCUGAUUCAGGUGUCGCAUACUGGGGCACUUGUUCUGUGUGUGGAUGAAAUGCCAGUUUGCACACAGAUAGAAAAGAGUGCAGCUAUGAAAGUAUGCUCAACAGAAGCACACUCAUUAGCUCAAUCUAUUCAUCAUGCAGUCCCUGCAGUCAGUAGUUGAUGCUCAUGCAAGACACAGGUGAAGACCAAUCGGGAAGUGCUCCUCUCCUCCACGACCUCCGUUGCUCUCCCCCCCCUUCACUAUUAAACAAGAUACGCGGCGCUUGUACAGAAAACUGCUGCGUCUUACCAUCUGGUGAAAAGCCUUCAAAUUUGACAAAGCUUUGUGUGAAAGCUUCCUAGACUGACUGCUCAAAUCGGUCCACUCUACAAGCUUUGGACAGCACCAGCUGUUAAUCCACACUCUGCUGCCACGUCUCGUGCAUGCGCAGGUGAUUUUCAAUCAUAUUCACGAGAGCACGAGGUCAAACCUUGUGUGCGGUAAAAUCUUUAUACCUAUAUGGACUUGCGAUGAACCUUAGAGGGACAUUGGCACUGCAGCAACCACUGCCUUCUCACUGCUUUUCACA